AUGAUUUCGAAGUCACUGCUCCACUAUGCGACUCUGGUCGUAACGACUACUGCAAGCAUAUGUCCUAUUCUCGGACCCGUCUUUCCUGCUCCUAGGGAUCUGUCAUCAUCUGUUGCUUUUCAAGAUGCAUUGAAGGGCCUGCAGCUCAAGCUUGACGAAGCGUUCAUGGUCGGCAACACUACACAUGGACGCGUCAACCCAAAUGAUACUUUCUCCAUUCAAGUAUUUUCGACGGAAUCGGAGGAACCUCUCUUCGACUAUCACCGCCGCGGACCCGCCGUUUUGGGCAACAGAACCGUCGACGGCGAUUCCAUCUACCGCAUUGCCAGCGGUUCGAAGUUGAUCACUGUCUAUCUGCUUUUGCUUGAAGCAGGCGAGGUGGUCUUGCGCGACAAGGUGACGGAGUACCUACCUCAACUUGCGGGUGUAUCGAUCUGGGAUGAAAUGACCGUGGGAGCACUCACAGGUUAUCUAGGAGAUAUUGUCGGCGAUCUUUAUGAAGUUUCCUCCAUACCCGGUGGCGAUCUUGCUGCAGCUUUUCCAGGUGCAUUCCCGCCCCUGACUGAGAACGAGAUAUCUGGAUGCAACUACUUAACCGGAUGCACAAGUGAGACCUUCUUACAAAAUCUCAAAGGCAGGCCCUCGGCUUACUUGCCGAACACUACACCAGCAUACAGUAACACUGGCUUUGCGACGCUGGGUCUGAUUGUCGAGGCAGUGGCAAAUUCUACCUUCGAAGAGGUCCUUCGCAAGCGACUUGUAGCACCCCUACGUCUGACUGGUACCACGAUCUCUCAGCCAAAGGAUUUGACGAAUGCGGUCAUCCCAGGGAGCGAGAGCCGUUCAGGAUGGAACUAUGACCUAAGCGACACACCUAGUGCCGCCGAGGGUGGUCUUUUCAGCACCCCCAACGACAUGUCUGCAAUUGGUCGCGCAAUCUUGUCUUCUUCGCUCCUACCAAACGCGACAACACGGUCAUGGUUCAAACCCACCGGCCUUACGUCCUCGCUCAUCGGUGCUGUCGGACACGGUUGGGAAAUAUAUCGUGCAUCGUACCCAGAGCACAACCGUGUGAUCGAUCUGUAUGUGAAGGGGGGAAAUCUUCCCGGCUAUGGAUCAAACUUCAUCCUGAUCCCGGAUUUCAAUGUGGGAUUCAUCAUGAUGAUGGCUGGUCAGAGGGGCAGUAUCUCUACGCCAGUUGCAGCGUUGAUCAUUGACGAAAUCCUGCCAGCACUGGACGAGGCCGCGAGAGUACAAGCCGACGCUGCACUUGCUGGGACAUACGCUGCUUCAAAUGGGCUGAAUUCAACAGUCAAGAUUUCGUCGACGCCUGGCAUUCCAGGACUCACCAUUGAAGAGUGGGUCAGCAACAGCACUGAUAUGCACGCGAUAUUUGUGCCGCCGACGGAAUUGUUCCAGAUGUUUCCCACAAACAUCGUGAGUGAGGAUGGCAAGCAGGUCUCGUGGAGAUCCACAUCUGUUUUUCUCCCAGACACAGGGUCGCCAUUGGACGCUUGUGCUUCCUGGGUCGCUAUCGAUCGGCCCACCUACGGUAUAUAUGGUCUAGAUGAAUUUGUCUUCCACUUAGGUGACGACGGCAAAGCUCAUGCUAUUGAACCUAGGGCAUUGAAGAUCGUGCUAGAGAGGGUUUGA
Messenger RNA from Boeremia exigua, 1653 nucleotides. Its product is annotated as beta-lactamase/transpeptidase-like protein. The record is from RefSeq and is a predicted model, not a curated record. The coding region runs from base 1 to 1653 and encodes 550 amino acids. The transcript is spliced from 2 exons. Lineage: Eukaryota; Fungi; Ascomycota; Dothideomycetes; Pleosporales; Didymellaceae.